Hepatospora eriocheir is the source of this 315-nucleotide messenger RNA. The record is from the annotation of a GenBank genome assembly. Lineage: Eukaryota; Fungi; Microsporidia; Hepatosporidae.
AUGUUAUACGUUGAAAUAGGAAGACUAGUUGCAGCAAGAAAUCUUAAAGAUAGACAUAAUAAAGCCAUAAUUACUGGAAUAAUUGAUAAUGUGUUUUUUGUUGUGUUUAAACAGGAUAAAACUUAUGAGAUUGUUAGAGCAAAUGAUAUUGUUUUAGAAGAUAAAGUUUAUGACUUAAAAGAUCUGGAGAAUGAUAAUUGUGAAUUUUACAACUUAUCUAAUGUAAGACAAACAAACGACUUUGAUAGAUUUAUUGAGAGAAAAACUAAAGAAAUUGGUGAUAAAAUUGCAGCAGAAAAUGGUCUUUAUUAUUAA